This is a messenger RNA of Fraxinus pennsylvanica, 1053 nucleotides long. Lineage: Eukaryota; Viridiplantae; Streptophyta; Magnoliopsida; Lamiales; Oleaceae. The record is from the annotation of a GenBank genome assembly.
AUGAUCUUCCAAACCAGUCUUCUGUUGUGGUUGACACCAGUAUUCGGGCUUCUUCAGCUCAGGAAUUCUCUUGACACGAUUGUAGAAAAAUAUACCAACUCAAACAUUGAGAUCCAUACAUUUAACCAGAGUCAGUACCCUCGUUUAGCAGUCGACAAUUUCACGCCACUUCCAUGCAUAAAAGAUGCUGGAAAAGAUGGAUGGUACCCCCCUGGUCAUGGCGAUGUGUUCCCUUCUUUAGUGAAUAGUGGCAAGCUUGAAGCAUUAUUAUCACAGGGCAAAGAAUAUGUCUUUGUUGCGAAUUCGGAUAACUUGGGUGCUGUUGUUGAUUUGAAAAUUUUAAGUCAUUUGAUCAACAACAAGAAUGAAUACUGCAUGGAGGUUACACCAAAAACUAUGGCUGAUGUGAAAGGUGGUACAUUAAUUUCUUAUGAAGGAAAAGUUCAGCUGCUCGAAAUAGCACAAGUUUCUGAUGAACACGUUAAUGAAUUUAAGUCAAUAGAGAAGUUCAAAAUUUUCAAUACAAACAACUUGUGGGUGAACUUGAAUGCAAUCAAAAGACUUGUGCAAGCAGAUGCACUGAAGAUGGAGAUCAUUCCCAACCCAAAGGAAGUGGAUGGAAUCAAAGUUCUUCAACUUGAAACUGCUGCUGGGGCUGCAAUAAGGUUCUUCGAUCGUGCUAUUGGCAUAAAUGUUCCCCGGUCUCGCUUCCUUCCUGUGAAAGCAACUUCAGAUCUGCUUCUAGUCCAAUCUGAUCUUUACACCUUAUCUGAUGGUUUUGUGACCCGGAACCCAGCAAGGACCAAUCCAGCCAAUCCUUCAAUUGAAUUGGGACCUGAAUUUAAGAAGGUUGCCAACUUCUUAAGUCGGUUUAAGUCUAUCCCAAGUAUCAUUGAGCUGGAUAGCCUGAAGGUGACUGGUGAUGUAUGGUUUGGAUCUGGCAUUGCUUUGAAGGGUAAAGUGACAAUUGCUGCGAAACCCGGUGUGAAGUUAGAAAUCCCCGAUGGAGCUGUAAUUGCUAACAAGGAGAUCAAUGGCCCAGAGGACAUAUAA